This is a messenger RNA of Neocloeon triangulifer, 1929 nucleotides long. Its product is annotated as glycerophosphocholine cholinephosphodiesterase ENPP6-like. The record is from RefSeq and is a predicted model, not a curated record. NCBI's taxonomy places the organism in Eukaryota, Metazoa, Arthropoda, Insecta, Ephemeroptera, Baetidae. The coding region runs from base 37 to 1395 and encodes 452 amino acids. The transcript has 7 exons.
AGCCAUCCUAAUCAGCCGAGCAGUUGCUCUCUGCAUAUGUCACAAAUUGCACACUCUAGCCCUUUCACAAUGAGGCUUGUUUUUGGUAUUAUGAUGCUACUUGGCGUCUUAUCGCAGUAUCUGGUCACAGUAAUCUCGGCUAAACAUAACAAAAAUCCACUCGUGGUUUUGAUGUUGGAUGGCUUCCGUUACAACUACUUGGACAAAGUUGUCAAUAACCCAGGAGGGUUCAAUGAGUUUUUGACCAAGGGAGUCCGCGCCGAAUGGGUGAACGGAGUCUUCCCCACGCUCUCCUACCCAAGUUGGACAACCCUGAGUACAGGGCUGUACCCUGAGAGCCACGGUAUUCUGGGCAACUACUUCUUCAGCCGAGACCACAACAAACAGUUCUUGCUGGAAGGUGCCAACAAUGAGACGUUCUGGUGGAGCAAGGCAGAGCCAAUUUGGACCACUGCUACAAAAAAUGGCCUGCGAGUUGCAACGAUUUUGUGGUCUCGGAGUGAUGUUCCUGUGCAUGGCGUUUUACCAGAGAAAAAUCAAGGUUAUUUUGUGGCUAGAGGCGUCCAAGCGAUUGAGAAAACGUUGAAUAAAGUUGUUUCCUAUUUAGAUGAAGGGUUUGAUUUAGUUAUGGCUUAUGGAGAGCACAUUGAUAACAUGGGUCACUCCAAAGGCCCUGAAUCCUAUGAAGUUCAACAAGGGUUACUUGACGUGGGAAAAGCACUUCAAGAAUUUUUUAACGCGCUCGAAAUAAAAAAUUUGAAGGACAAAACCAACAUUGUAAUAGUGUCUGACCAUGGGAUGACCAGCCACACUUCGUUCAUCAAUUUGUAUGAAAAUUUGCCAAAAGACGACAUCCUCCACGUGAUGGACCAAGGAGCGUUGGCUUUGGUUUACUUGAAAGAAGGGCAUUCGCCCACGAACACUUAUGAGACUCUGAAGAAAGCUACUAAAUCGAUCUCAGUUUAUUUGAAGGAGGAAAUUCCCAAGAGUUUUAAUUAUUCCAAAAGCCAAGACUGCCCUGACAUCCUUGUUGUAGCAAAGCCAGGGUACACAAUCAAAGGAGCGCUUGACGACUUCCAGGUGCCUGAGACGUGGAAAGAAACUUCCAUGCGAGGUUUGCACGGCUAUCUCCCUUCCAUGCCGGAUAUGAGAACCAUCUUCUUUGGUAUUGGCCCAGGGUUUAAAAAAAUGGGUAUUAUGGUACCCCCAAUUGACUUGGUAGAUAUCUAUCAGAUCUAUUGCAAUUUGUUGCAAAUUCCGGCACAACCAAACAAUGGGACUUUCGAAAAGGUCAAAAACUUUCUCGUCAAGGCCAACAUUUCAGAUGGAAACUCAAUGCACAAGUUUGACAUUUUAUUUAUGUUUUCAAUGCUAAUAUUUAAAAUUUUGAUGUAAAAUUUGAUAAAAGUGAAAAAUAAACACAUAAUCAUGAUUCAAAUGAAAAUCGAAUAAAAUGGCCAUGAUAUUAUGAAACUAUAAAAAUCAAUAAUAAAUUAUACACACCAACAAGUAGUAAGAUUUUUAAAACAAAUAAAUAUAAUUUUUUGCAACUAAAUACAGUAAAGGUGACAUAAGAGAUGAAAGAACAAUAAUAAUUAAAAGAAAGAUGAAUAUUGAUAAUUAAGAUUAAUUUAAUUUUUCAUGGGUAAAAAGUAUAAUUUGUGCUAGAAUCUGGUGAUCACCAGACAGAGCAUUUGUGCUCGGGGUUCAUUUUCGAACCGAGGGGGCAGUUGAAGUCCCUGGCGAACUCGGGCAAAUUAGAAAGCGGACCAUUGACUCUGAACUGUCCCGGCGAGUGGAACCCAGUGAGGAUUCGCAACUUUAUGGUCUCAGGUCGGUAUUUACUGCACCACACGUUAGCCGCGCUAAUCCAAAACAUCUGCUUUUGGGUGAAGUUCAGACCGGGCAAUAGGCCUUCCUCACCGUUCC